This is a messenger RNA of Ruditapes philippinarum (Manila clam), 3634 nucleotides long. Its product is annotated as histamine H2 receptor-like. Lineage: Eukaryota; Metazoa; Mollusca; Bivalvia; Venerida; Veneridae. Gene Ontology annotation, biological process: G protein-coupled receptor signaling pathway. The record is from RefSeq and is a predicted model, not a curated record. Bases 319 to 1704 code for a protein of 461 amino acids. Gene Ontology annotation, cellular component: membrane. Gene Ontology annotation, molecular function: neuropeptide Y receptor activity. The transcript has a single exon.
CUGACCACUGAUGGAAACAAAACAUAGGUUGAAUACAUUUUAUUCCAUAAUAUUAAUACUUAGACCCUCUAGCUGAAUUUGUUUUAUAAUAAAUAUUAAUUUUUGAGCAUCUGACUUGAAAAGAAAAUUGAACAAUUUAUCAUUUUUGAAAUGAUUUUCUUACUGGCAACAGCACUAAUGUAUUUCCCAAGAUAAUGGUGAUUUAAUGAUAAUUUAAAUUAAUUGUUUUAGGUGGUCACAUUCAUAUAACUGUGUUAAACAUAUAGUGAAUAUUGUAAUUCUUAUUUUCAGGAUAAUGACUUUGUUCUGACAUUCAGAAUGACUAGCGAAAACUCUACAUUUGAUGGAAAUACAAGCCAAAGUGUAUUAGGUGAAGAAGUAGAUCAAUUCCACCUGAGGAAUACCUAUGAAAAUGUUUUUGCCAUUUUGUUCCUUAUCAUUAUUAUGCUGACAUCCAUAUUCGGAAAUGGAGCUGUAAUAGCAGUAAUCUGCCUGAACAGACACAUGCGGAAAGAAGUUUCAAAUCUUCUUAUUGUCAACCUAAGUGUCACGGACCUAUCCAACACUUUACUUGUUAUGCUGAGUGCCCUCGUUGCUUUGAUAACGGACGAAUGGAUAUUUGGACAGCAUUGGUGUGAUUUCAUCUGCGCUACUAACUACUGUUUAAUCAUUGUUUCAAUGUUAACACUUUGCUGUAUCAGCAUAGACCGUUACCAUGCCGUCAUGCAUCCAUUGUCCUACACUUUAUUCAUCACUAGGAAGAGGAUGGUGAUGGUCAUUGCCUUUACAUGGAUUCAAGCGAUUACAUUUGGAAUAGCUCCAUCUAUAGCAGGAUGGGUGGCAUUUGAUUACUGGGAGGCGAUAUGUGCCAUACAAUGGCAUAGUUACAGACCGGACUCCAUCAUUUACGUCGUACUUGCUUUUCUCCUCUGCUUUCUCAUACCUGGAAUUGUACUGAUCUACUGCUACUCAAAGAUUCUCCAGGAAGUGAAAAAGCAAAAAGCUCAGGUGGCAAUUAACACAACAGGAGAUUCCAGGGCGCAUGAAAAAAAUAAGCGGAAAGUCUCAGAUCGCUCAAAAAUUGUAUGGAGUUUACUUGUGGUUGUUUUCGCAUAUUUUGUUUGUACAACUCCAUUUAGUGUGACUAAGUUAAUUAAAGUGUUAGCAAAUGGUAAGGAUCCCAUUCCUGGACCAGUGAAUCUCUUAUCUGCACUUUUAGGGUACGUAGCCAGUGCAAUCAAUCCACUCAUUUACGGAAUCUUCCGGAGAGAUUUCAGGACAGCAUAUAAACACUUACUCUACUCCGUUUUUCUGCAUGAAAAGUUCCCAGACAAAUUUUCCUCAGAUACACGCAGCCAAACUGGGAACGGGACUAUAUCUCAUGCAAACAACCUUACAAUAAAUCACGAGCAUGACAACCAGAUAGCGACACUUGAACAUGCACUGGAGGAGUUACGUAAUUCCUCAAUGUUACCAAAGAGCCAUGAAUGUUCGCCAAAAAAUGUCAGAUUUUUACCAAGUGUGGAGGUCAAAUCACCAACAUUUGGUAAAGACACAUGCUUUACUGAGUUAAACUCUGAAAAGGCUCAUCUAAAUGCUGUUGGUGACAAUCUAGAGAAUGGUAAAAGAGCAUGGAGUGCUCUUUCCUGCAAACAUGUCAUGGUAAAAUCUGUAAAUGGAUCCAGAGAUGUUGAAGAACCAUAGUGAAUAUAUCAGCGAAACAUCAGCAAGAAAACCAUCACAAAUACUGCUAGUGCAUUAAAGCUGCAGGUCCCUAGAUGAGUGAACUAUUUGAAUAAAGUCAAACUUUAGAAAAAUAUUUUCUUAGAGUUUAAGAAGCAUACAAAAUUCAAUAUUCACAAUACAUUUAACAGCCCUUUGUAAUUAUUAUUAAUGACUUUACUAUUUCUUUUACCAAACCUCUACCCUGUUUAAACAAAAGAAUUAAUUGGUCAUAUUUUAGGGCUAUUUUUGAUCUGUAGUUUGAUGCAAUUUAUGUAACAUAUUCUUGGCUCAACGUGCCUAAUGUAAGCUUUAACUACAUGUAUAUACUUUGUCAAUAAUUUCACACUAUUUUAGCAUUCAAAAGCCAACUUGAGUACUUCACUAAUUAAAUUGUCUUAUUGUUAACAUGAAGGCAUCGCAUUAAUAAAGUGCACAUUUUAAUCACAUCGAUCGAAAAACCAUUUCCUAAAAAUUUGACCUCAAAAAUGGUAUAAAUCUGUUUUAAUUGCUUACUUAUUUGUGAUAUCUAGAGGGAAUAUUUACUGUUUCUGUGGAGUGAAUGAAUAAGUCAAGAUUAAAACAUCUCAUUAGUAUAUCUUUUAUAUAACAAGAAAACCUCUGCAGCCAUUUAAAAAGUUAGGGAAACAGGGAGGAAAAACACAAACCACAGGAUGUGUAAUAAGACAGAAAACAGUAGGUGGAAAUAAAUCAACCAUUUCCAUAUGAAGACUAAAUUAGAUUUGUCACAUUCAGGUCAUUUUACAUUGUGUGAAAGAUAUGUUGUUAAAUGUUUAAAAAUAUUUGAUAUCUUUAAGUCAGGGAUGAAAUUUUCUAUGUAAAAAAAGUGGUAUAAACUUUAAAUAAUUAUAAUAGAGGUAUGCUACAUGCCCAAAGAGAAUGUUUCAUGGUGCUAUGUAUAAUGAAAUCUAUGUGAGACACACUUUGACCUUGAACUUUUAGGAGAACAAGUGGCAAAAGUGAUGAACCUUUGCCACCAAUAUAAAGCCAGGUCAGCCUGCACAUCCUGUAAACAGACAGUACUUUAUACUGUUGACUAACUGCAGAUUCUAAUCUUGAUAUCUCCUAAAGUUGACAAUGGACUGUCCCAAAACUAGAAGCUGGACAAGUUAAGUUUUACAAGAUAAACAAAAUUCAUUUACAGGUAAUUUUCAACUAUUGUGUUUCUUUGGCAAUUAAAAUUUAUAUUUUAAGCUGUAGGUCACUAUGACCUUGACCUCUUGACCCUUACUACAAUUACAUUACGAAGGUCUUUUCCUUGAUUCUAAUAUUAACUCUGUUACUUAGAUUCUGGUAACUGCACAUCUUAUUUUUUUAGUUCCAAGGACUAUAAAGUUAUUUUCAACUAAAAAACUUAACAAAUAAUUUGGAUCUAAAGUAGAUGCAAGGUCACUAAACAAGAUGCAAGGUCACGAAACUAUUUCUUUAGAAAGUAUAAUGCAGAUAGAACUAAUCUUUAGAAAGUUGCAACGACAGAUAAAAACACUCAAAUGACGUCUUUAAUGACGUGUGAAUUGUAAUUAAUAUAUUGCAUGUGCAUACUUAAUCUUCAACACAAAUGAGAAUAUAAUGUUUAUAGUUUAUACAGUAACAUGCUUAUCACCAUCCUUGUACAUUAUCUACAAUUCCUACAAUAUGUAACAUCUUCAGGUAACAGAUAAUAUUGAUCUCUCAACAUUCUCCUGCAACUGGUUUUGUUCACUCAGAAAUGUUUCUAUUCAAGUGUAAACUGGUUGUUAUAUUAUUCAUUUUUUUCAACAGUGCUAUGUUUUUUGUUGUUGUUAUUGCAGACAACCCUGAAGAGGUUGUGAUCUAAAGAACAAGUUGUUAUUUAUUGUUUGUGCUUUCAUGACUUUUUUGUUAUAUUUUGUAUAAUAAAUAUAAUUACUGA